AUGAAGUGCCCUUCACUGCUUGCGUUUGCAGCUGCUUGCGCUAGUGUCGCAGCGUUUUCUAUUGAUCUGCAGAAAGUCGUCCUCGAUGACCAGCGUCCCGUAGGCCGCGAGACGUUCCUGAUUGAAUCAAGUCCGGGAGAAACAAAAUGGGUCACUGAAGAUGAAAAAUGGGAACUGAAGAGGAAUGGCGUACAGUUCAUGGAUAUCACCGAAAAUGGACACACCUAUCCUUACGUUGUCUCUACCGAGACCGAGUCUACUCGCGUCACCUAUCCAUCGAAAGCGCAGUACAACAAGACUGUGAAGUCACUCGCAAAAACACUGGACAAGAACAAUAUGCGCAAACACCUCGAAGGACUGACCUCAUUCCAUACCCGCUAUUAUAAGAGCCAAUACGGCAUUGAUGCAGCUCAAUGGCUGUAUGAGCAGAUCAACACGACCAUCUCAGACUCAGGUGCUUUCAGCUAUGGCGCAACGUUGAACAAGUUUGAUCAUCCUUGGGGACAAUUCAGCAUAAUCGCAAGGAUACCAGGGAAGAGCAACCACACAGUUGUAAUUGGAGCACAUCUCGACAGUAUCAACCUGUUCUUGCCCUCUAUCUUGGGUGCUCCAGGCGCCGAUGAUGAUGGCAGUGGAACUGUGACGAUCCUCGAAGCACUUACUGCUCUUCUCCAUUCCAAGGACAUCAUCAAAGGAAAGGCCGAAAACACCAUCGAGUUCCAUUGGUAUUCUGCCGAAGAAGGUGGACUCCUUGGUAGCCAAGCCAUCUUCAAAUCAUACCACGACAGCCAGAAAUCGAUCAAGGCAAUGAUUCAGCAAGACAUGACAGGUUACGUGGAGCAGACGCUUGCCCACGGCAAGCCCGAGUCCGUCGGCGUCAUCACCGACUUUGUCAAUGCGGACCUCACCGAGUUUAUCAAAGAAAUCAUUACAGUAUACUGUGACAUCCCAUAUACACUGACCAAAUGUGGCUAUGCUUGCUCGGAUCAUGCAUCGGCAAGCAAGUAUGGAUAUCCCUCAGCAUUCGUGAUUGAGUCGGAUUUCGAGUAUAGCGACAAGAAGAUCCAUACGACGGAGGACCUGAUCAAAUAUCUCAGCUUUGACCAUAUGCUCCAACAUGCAAAGAUGACUUUGGGGUUUGCAUAUGAGGCUGCAUUUGCAAAGUUCUGA
Messenger RNA from Exophiala oligosperma, 1170 nucleotides. RefSeq lists its product as uncharacterized. Gene Ontology annotation, molecular function: metalloexopeptidase activity. Lineage: Eukaryota; Fungi; Ascomycota; Eurotiomycetes; Chaetothyriales; Herpotrichiellaceae. Bases 1 to 1170 code for a protein of 389 amino acids. The record is from RefSeq and is a predicted model, not a curated record. The transcript has 2 exons. Gene Ontology annotation, biological process: proteolysis.